Molecule: messenger RNA, 1998 nt
Organism: Miscanthus lutarioriparius
Lineage: Eukaryota; Viridiplantae; Streptophyta; Magnoliopsida; Poales; Poaceae
Source: the annotation of a GenBank genome assembly
AUGUCCCAUUCCAGCCCCCUCCACCACUUCCUCCGGCAUGUUUCCAUCCCUCCGGACCCGCACCUCCUCCCCACCGCGUUCAAGUCAUGCCCGACGUUGCCGCUCGCCCGCGCUCUCCACGCCGCCGCCGAGGUCACCGGCCUCGUGCGGGACCCCUUCGUCGCCUCCUCGCUCCUUCAUGCCUACCUUCGCCUCGGCACCACGGCCAACGCCCGCGCCGUGUUCGACGGAAUGCCGCGCCCGCAGAGGACCGUCGUCGGUUGGAGCGCGCUGGUCGCGGCGCACGCGGCGCGCGGGGAAGCCGAGGGCGCCUGGCGCCUACUCGAGGAGAUGCGGCGGGACGGCGGCGUGGAGCCGAACGUCAUCACCUGGAACGGGCUCGUGUCUGGGCUCAACCGCAGCGGGCGUGCCCGGGACGCGGUCGUGGCGCUCGUGAGGAUGCACGGGGAAGGGCUCCUGCGUCCUGAUGCCACGGGCGUCUCGUGCGCGCUCUCUGCCCUUGGCUACGUGGGUUUGGUUUCGGUGGGCGAACAGCUGCACGGAUACGCAGUGAAGGCAGGUUGCAGGGUGGACGCCUGUGUGGUCACCGCCCUCAUCGAUAUGUAUGGAAAGUGCGGGCGGGCCGCGGAGAUUGUCCGGGUGUUUGAUGAGUCUAGCCACGUGGAUGUUGCUUCUUGCAAUGCCCUCAUCGCGGGGCUAUCUCGGAACACGCAAGUCUCUGAGGCACUAAGGAUGUUCAGGGAGUUUGUUAGCUGGGGACUUGAGCUGAAUGUCGUGUCCUGGACCUCGAUUGUUGCUUGUUGUGUGCAGAACGGUAAGGAUUUGGAGGCUGUGGAACUUUUCAGGGAGAUGCAGGCACAAGGGAUUGAACCAAACUCUGUCACGAUCCCUUGUGUGCUGCCAGCGUUUGCCAAUGUUGCAGCUCUGACGCAUGGGAGGUCAGCGCACAGUUUUGCUCUCAGGAAGGGCUUUCUGCAUGAUGUUUAUGUGAGCAGUGCGUUGGUGGACAUGUAUGCAAAGUGCGGCAGGGUUAAGGAUGCGAGAAUAAUAUUUGACGCAAUGUCAUCUCGGAAUGUGGUGUCAUGGAAUGCGAUGAUCGGUGGCUAUGCUAUGCAUGGAGAGGCUGUGAAUGCAGUUCGGUUGUUUCACUCAAUGCUGGUGUGCAAACAGAAGCCUGACAUGGUCACCUUCACCUGCGUGCUUGCUGCUUGUACCCAAGCCGGCCUGACAGAGGAAGGGCGUCACUAUUUCAAAGAAAUGCAUGCUGAAUAUGGUGUUUCUCCGAGGAUGGAACAUUAUGCAUGUAUGGUUACUCUUCUAGGACGUGCUGGCAAGCUUGACGAGGCAUAUGAUCUCAUAAGUGAUAUGCCAUUUGAGCCAGAUGGAUGUAUUUGGGGUUCGUUAUUAGGCUCUUGCCGCGUUCAUGGCAAUGUGGAUCUGGCUGAGGUUGCAGCAGAAAAGCUCUUUCGUCUAGAGCCAGAAAAUGCUGGUAAUUAUGUCCUGCUUUCUAACAUUUAUGCUUAUAAGAAAAUGUGGGAUGGGGUUAAUAGGGUUAGAGAGAUGAUGAAGGAUGUAGGCUUGAAGAAGGAAAAGGGCUGUAGCUGGAUCGAGAUCAAGAACAAGGUGCAUAUGUUGUUGGCUGGUGAUGAUUCACACCCUAUGAUGACUGCGAUAAUUGAGAAACUAAAGCAGCUUAAUGUUGAGAUGAGGAAGCUAGGCUUUGUGCCAAGCACAGAUUUUGUCCUACAUGAUGUGGAGGAACAAGAGAAAGAUGAUAUCCUUGCUGUUCACAGUGAGAAGCUAGCUGUCGCUUUGGGACUCAUAAGCACUAGCCCAGACACAACCCUUCGGGUGAUAAAGAACCUCCGAAUUUGUGGCGACUGCCAUGAGGCAAUGAAAUUUAUAUCAUCUUUUGAGGGGAGGGAGAUAUCUGUUAGAGAUACCAACAGGUUCCAUCACUUUAGGGGUGGAAAAUGUUCCUGUGGGGAUUAUUGGUGA